Molecule: messenger RNA, 2806 nt
Organism: Grammomys surdaster
Lineage: Eukaryota; Metazoa; Chordata; Mammalia; Rodentia; Muridae
Gene: Crkl
Product: CRK like proto-oncogene, adaptor protein
Exons: 3
Coding region: 486-1397 (303 amino acids)
Biological process (GO): positive regulation of ERK1 and ERK2 cascade
Molecular function (GO): protein binding
Source: RefSeq, a predicted model, not a curated record
CCCGCCGCUUCUCCCGCGUCCGCCAUUUUGUUGCUGUGGCUAUUGGGUACGGGCAAGGUAAGACGGCCCGGGAAGUGCGACUCUUGUUGGAGUGCCGUGCUUCGUGUGACGGCGAAGAUCGGUGUGGGGUCUUUAGGUUGUGGAGCUGGCAGGUUCCAGGACAGAAGUCACUGGCGCUUCCCCUGUACUCCAGACAGCUGAAAAGCCCGAGGCGGCCUCCGCUCCUGCUCCGCUUCACCCACCUCGACCCCGGAGCUUUGCCCAGUGUUCCCGGACCGGCUCUCUUCGUGAGUCGGCCCGGUGCAGGAGGGCGGUGGCGGAGGAUGCUGCGGGGCCCGGAGUCUAGAGGAACGUCCUGACCAAGCCCUCUGAUUGUUCCUCGAAGUGUUCCGAGAGGCCCUUGGUCGACCCCAAAGCCGACAGCGGGUAAAGGCUUCUCGAUCAAGCGAGAGUAGCAGACGCCGCCCAUCCCCGGGCCCAACACCAUGUCCUCCGCCAGGUUUGAUUCUUCAGACCGCUCUGCCUGGUAUAUGGGACCAGUGUCUCGCCAGGAGGCGCAGAACCGUCUCCAGGGCCAGCGCCAUGGCAUGUUCCUAGUCCGGGACUCAUCUACCUGUCCCGGGGACUAUGUACUGUCCGUGUCCGAGAAUUCGCGUGUCUCGCACUACAUCAUCAACUCGCUGCCCAACCGCCGCUUUAAGAUCGGGGACCAGGAGUUUGACCAUUUGCCGGCCUUGCUGGAGUUCUACAAAAUCCACUACCUGGAUACUACCACCUUAAUCGAACCAGCGCCCAGGUACCCAAGUCCACCAAUGGGUUCUGUCUCAGCACCCAACUUAUCUACAGCAGAAGAAAAUCUGGAAUAUGUACGGACUCUGUAUGAUUUUCCUGGGAAUGAUGCUGAAGACCUACCCUUUAAAAAGGGUGAGCUUCUAGUGAUACUAGAGAAGCCUGAAGAGCAGUGGUGGAGCGCCCGCAACAAGGACGGCCGGGUUGGGAUGAUUCCUGUCCCUUACGUUGAAAAGCUUGUGAGGUCCUCGCCACAUGGAAAGCAUGGAAAUAGGAAUUCUAACAGUUAUGGCAUCCCAGAACCUGCUCACGCAUAUGCUCAACCUCAGACCACAACUCCUGUACCUGCAGUUGCCAGUGCUCCUGGGAUAGCGAUCAACCCUUUGCCGUCUACACAGAAUGGACCUGUCUUUGCAAAAGCAAUCCAGAAGCGAGUACCGUGUGCUUAUGACAAGACUGCCUUGGCGUUGGAGGUUGGUGACAUUGUGAAAGUCACAAGGAUGAAUAUCAAUGGCCAAUGGGAAGGCGAGGUGAAUGGGCGCAAGGGGCUUUUCCCCUUCACACAUGUAAAAAUCUUUGACCCUCAGAACCCCGAUGACAACGAGUGAUUGCUGUGCCGUCCCCGCUGCUGCCUCCUCUGCCUGUCAGUCUCCUUUGAAGUGGGAAGCACUCUGUCACAUGCAAGUUACACCGAGCUGCUGGUGGCCAGCUUUCCAUACAUUGGUGGUCCCUGCACAUUUGGAGCCUCAGCAGCUGCCUCGCUCGCUCGCUCUCUGGCUCGGUCUGCAUUUGUAUCAUAGUCAUGCUGUCAAAGAGUAGCUGAUUUUAGAGUUCUUGUGGAUUAUGAACUGGAAACACUGGUGGAAGCACACAGUAGAGACAGUUUAACCCAACGCGGCUCGUCUCUUCCCCUCGUCACUGCCUUGUUUGUACUGGAGACCGAUUGUCGUGCUUGCCAUAGACAGUGAGCCUGCUGAUGGUCUGCAUGGUGAGGCUUGACAAGAUCUUGCUGUUGCUGGUCCACAGAACGGUGGCUUUGCCACCAACCUGAUUUUCUUUGGACAGCAGAGGAAGUUAAACUCCAGACAUUUCUGUCCUGAACUCCUGAAGUCUGGCUUGUUUUCAUUUUCUUUUGUUUAGUUUUGGUUUUGGAAGACUAAUUAAUUAUAGUUGUGUGUUCUAAACAGAUUUUUAAAUAGUAGGUUGGAUUUUUCUGACAGUCUAAGGAACAAUCCAUGUCCCUGAGCUUCCAAACUGAAGCCACUGUAUGUAACUACCAAUAUGAAAAGACCCCUGAAGUCGAGGCCUUUAUCUUUGGGUUGCCACAGUACCUUGUGACCAUGUGGCAAACACUGCCCACGAGUGGCAGUCCUGGUGUGCUGUGCUGUGCUGUGAAGCACCAAGGUAGGGGUGGGCCUGUUGCUGUCAUUGCUGCCUCUGACAGGAGCAGACAGUGUGGACCUCUUUGGUGAGCAUACCCCUUUGAGAAGGUAGUGAGUCUGUGUGCUUACUAGAUUCACAAGUUAAAUUGCGUUGCUAUAUUCCACCACAAAGGCCACUUGGCACUUCCUGUACAGACCUAGCUUGUCCAGACAGCUUGAGAGUGGUUAUGGUUGUACAGCCUGAGUAGAACCAGAACACAGUGCUUCUGAGCAAAAGAAGAUGCCCAUCAACCAUGAGCCAUUUUUCCUGCAUGUCAGCUAGUACAGAUGUGUGUCUGAUUCCUCAUCCACACAUGGCAAACCAGAGUUCUAAGAACCUUUCUAUAGUGCUCUCUUUUCAGCUGGACCCUGAUGAGGACAAACCUCCACACAGAAUGCAGCAGACCUAGAAAUGUAGCAGUGAUUAGUGAGUAGCCUAGCAUUUACAGAGUAUCUUCUGUAAUGACGGCCUUGGCUCUGGAGCCCUUAGGCUUUGAGAACUAAUGAAACAUAUUCAAAUGACAAAACCAUUUGUCCAGUAUAUUUAUUUCUCUUAAAGACUUUUUAAAAAUUUUGUUUAUGUUGGGUAUGGUGGC